Messenger RNA from Naumovozyma castellii, 981 nucleotides. RefSeq lists its product as uncharacterized. Bases 1 to 981 code for a protein of 326 amino acids. The transcript has a single exon. NCBI's taxonomy places the organism in Eukaryota, Fungi, Ascomycota, Saccharomycetes, Saccharomycetales, Saccharomycetaceae. The record is from RefSeq and is a predicted model, not a curated record.
AUGACGGAUGUACCUACUCGACUUCAGAAAUUAACUAAUUUAACCAGAGAGGUUACUACCCUCAAAAAAAACCAGAAUGUCAAUGACAAUUCAAACACUGCUGCUGAUGGUGAAAUUGCAAGGACGCCACCCAUAAAGGAUUCCUCAUCGAUUCUACUCUCGCCACUGGUUUUUGGAUAUAUAACCGCUGCUAAUUUCCAUCAAUAUGAUAUUGAUUGGACCAAGUUCGACACUGCAAGCUACUUGAACGAACGCUUGGAAGAACCAAGGCUAGAAAAAUUUAUGGAUCAAAUUGAAACCUUCAAAUUCAAAGAAUGGCAACAUUAUUCUUCCACAUGCAAUAUUGACUUUCUUAAAUGGUACCUUUCAUUUGAAAGCAAAAUGCGUUUGUUGAACAUGGCGACUUUUCUAUUCGAUGAGAAAUUUGAUUCUAAGGAACGUAACCCUUUAGAAGUUAUUGAAUCUAAAUUUAUUUGUUACAAUAUAUUACUUUCCCUGUUUCCAAAAUAUUACGGCGAAAUACCUUCUGAUUGUUCUAAGUUGUUUGACAAGAUCAUAUAUCGUUACCUUCCAGGACAGAAAUACGAGUUGGCCAGAGACCUAGUUGAAGAACUGACUAUUUCACCUACUUCAGAUAUAGACCUAAUUAUUCAAACUUACAAGAUGGGUAAUGCCCUUCGAAAAUUAGGGGACCUUGAACUAAUUAAUGAACAAGACUUUUGUCAUACUGUUAUGAUAAAAGCUUUGAGGUCACUUGAUGGCAGCUUUUCGGCAGCCUAUCGCGAAUGGAAAGAAAACAUGAAGGAAUUCAAUUUAGAAAAAGUUGUAGAGCUGAUACGACCAUAUAUCGAUGAUGUUCCAGACUACACCGUCGGGCAUAGAAUGGGCCAAGUUGGUAAUUUCAAAAGAUCAAAAGGGAACAACAGGAGAGGGAAACGUUUCCGUUCUCAACAUUACAAUUCAAAUGAUUAUUAUACUUAA